Molecule: messenger RNA, 1108 nt
Organism: Oryza sativa Japonica Group (Japanese rice)
Lineage: Eukaryota; Viridiplantae; Streptophyta; Magnoliopsida; Poales; Poaceae
Product: endo-1,3;1,4-beta-D-glucanase
Molecular function (GO): hydrolase activity
Source: RefSeq, a predicted model, not a curated record
UUUCCAAGAAAAAAAGGGGGGCAGGAUUGCAGCGUUCAUCUGACUCUACCGGUUAAAUCCAUGUUACAAAAGCCCAAGCAUCGUCUCUCACCCAUCAGUAUGCAAAUUAACCAUAUGGCAACUGCUUCGUUGAGCCUCCUCCUCUGCCUCGCCGCGGCGGCCGGCGCCGCCGCCGCGGCUGUUCCGCCGCGCUUGCAGUGCUUUGAGCACCCGCCGGACAUGAAGGCCGGCGGCGGCGAGGCCGGCGUGGUCGUCCACGACCUGGCGGGCUACGAGGCCUACGUCACCGGCGCCGCCCACUCCGGCCGGGCCAUCGUCCUCGCCUCCGACGUCUACGGUUUCCAAGCGCCGUUACUGAGGCAAAUAGCUGAUAAAGUUGGUGAUGCCGGAUAUUACGUCGUGGUACCUGAUUUGUUUCAUGGAGAUCCAGCAACCACAACUGUGAACUUUACCGAAUGGCUCGAGUCUCACUCUCCGGUGAAAGAAGCUGAAAAAGCUAAAUCAAUCUUUGCUUUUCUAAGAAACGAAGGGAAAUCACUUGUUGGAGUUGGAGGAUAUUGUUGGGGUGGAAAGUUUGCUGUGGAGGUAGCGAAAACCAAUGAGGUAGAAGCGGUUGUCAUCUCUCAUCCUUACGCAGUGACUGCUGAUGAUAUGAAAGAGGUUAAAUGGCCCAUCGAGAUCCUUGGAGGCCAGAAUGACACAGUUACACCACCAAGAUUAGUCUACCAGUAUGUGCAUGCCUUGCGUCAAAGAAACGAUAUUGAUUUCUACGCCAAGAUUUUUCCAGGAGUUUCCCAUGGAUUUGCCGGUCGAUAUAACACCAGCGACCCGUUUGCUCUCGAAACCGGGAAACAAGCUCUCGCCUUAAUGCUGGACUGGUUUCAGAAACACUUGAAGUGAUGAAACUUAAUAAAUACAUGAAAGAACAUGCGACUGUUUAUUCAGAAUAAAUUACCGGUGUCCGUGUACAAAUUUGCAUGAACAGCCAUGUAUGCAGGCUGAAUACAAUGAGUGUCUGCAAUCUGAAUUUGGUUGCUAAUUUCUACCCUCUCAAUGCCUGCUGGGCUUUGCUAUUUUUUCAAUAAUGGAACAAAAAAUUUUGGCCUUU